This is a messenger RNA of Cylicostephanus goldi, 489 nucleotides long. The record is from the annotation of a GenBank genome assembly. Lineage: Eukaryota; Metazoa; Nematoda; Chromadorea; Rhabditida; Strongylidae.
AUGACUCGAUUUCUUGCAGUUCACGAUUUCCACGGUCUCCCUGUGACACGUUUUGACACGGCACAUCGAAUUAACCGUAUAGCUUUUGGCGAUGAUUUUCCGGGAAAACAAUAUCCAUUGGACGGAAAAAAUGUCGAUGAUGGUAAACCCGCUAUCAUGCACAAUUACUACUUAAACGUCGUUCCAACUAGAUAUGCCUAUAUGGACGGCCGAAUAGAAAACAGCCAUCAAUUCUCAGUCACAUCGUACAAAAGAGACAUAGCGAUUGAGGGAGCAAUUGGCGUUCCAGGGUUCGUUGUUCAAUAUGACUUUAGUCCACUGAUGAUCCAGCGUGAAGAAAAGCGACAGCAACUCGUCACUUUCUUGGUAUCACUCUGUGCCAUUAUCGGAGGAGUCUAUGCCGUUUCACAACUGAUUGUCACAAUAAUUUAUCAUUGCUUCCGGGUUAUCGAGGAAGAACUGCGCUUAAAUCCUGUAGGAUUUCAUUAG